Monascus purpureus is the source of this 1341-nucleotide messenger RNA. NCBI's taxonomy places the organism in Eukaryota, Fungi, Ascomycota, Eurotiomycetes, Eurotiales, Aspergillaceae. The record is from the annotation of a GenBank genome assembly.
AUGAGAAACAGGGCUACGACGCCUUUGAGCAAGGCGAAAAUCCGACAAUCAUGGAGCAAAUAUAACCUCUACAACCUCUCCCGUUUCCAGAACCCUUAUACCGGAACCAAAACCUUUUUCCAGCAAAAAUGGGCUGCUAAGUCUGCCGCUCGUGCCUACCACGGCGAGCAAGUCCGCGAGAGUCAAUGGGCACGCAUGUUCUCGCGCCGCAUUCGGAGCGUUGUGCCCAUGAACACAGCCCAGCUGGCCCGCGACGAUGGUUCCCAAAUCUCCGCUGGUCGUGGAUCUGGAUUGGAGUCAGGCACACCGACCUCGUCCGUUCCCCCAACUCCCUAUACCCAGAUGACAUUUGCCCCGUUGGAACGCCGGCUGGAUGUUGCCAUCUUCCGGGCUAUGUUUGCCAGUAGUACGAGACAAGCCCGUCAGUUUGUCGUCCACGGUGCCGUUACUGUCAAUGGGAAGAAGAUGAGAUAUCCAGGUUAUCUCCUCAACCCCGGUGAUCUCUUCCAAGUAAACCCAGAGUUGGUCAUGUACGCUACCGGAGCACCCAAGGACAGGCACGAACGUCGAGAGGCGAGGGUUGCAAAGAAGAAGGCCACCGAGGCUGAACAAGCUGAAGAGACCGAAGGGAAAGAGACCGAUGAAAAGAAGUCAGAGGAAAGCAAGGAUGAGAAAGAAGAAGAUCCACGGGAGACCUUGAAGGCCCUCCUAGGCCAGGCUAAGAACAUCAUGGCGAGCAGCAAGGAUGUGCUCCCGGCCAAGCGCAAACAGGAAUUGCGUGGCUUCCAGAAAGCCGUCCGGAGAGUCCUAUCCCGUUCUGAAGCCAGUAUCAUUCUUGCCGGCAGCUUGGAGGAACAGUUCUCCGAGCUCAUCUCGCUCCUCAAGGCAAAGAAGGUGGAAACGGACGGCAAGAAGAACACCCCCCGCGAGCGACGUUCACAAGAGGAAGAAGAAAUACCAUCCACCGAAGCUUCUUCUGCCCAGCCCGGCGAGAAGCUGACGGAGGCCUUCAAGGCAGCCGCCCAGAACCCCAAUGCGGAAUUGGAUGCGGAACUAACGUCGGAACUGACCGACGAUGAAUUCGAUGUGCUUAAGCGGGCGCUUGUUCAGAUGCGCGACAACCCAGUUGACCACUCGAAGCCGUAUGCCACCCCCUGGCGUCCGCGGGAUUACAUGAGCGCUUUCGCAUUCAUCCCACGAUACCUCGAAGUCAACCAAAACAUCUGUGCUGCAGUGUAUCUGCGACACCCGGUAGCGCGACCCGGAAUCGCAGAAGUACCAACGCCAUUUGGUGAACCUGUCGGCACGGCCGCUUUUACGUGGUACUUGAGGAGACGGUAG